Molecule: messenger RNA, 1170 nt
Organism: Botrytis porri
Lineage: Eukaryota; Fungi; Ascomycota; Leotiomycetes; Helotiales; Sclerotiniaceae
Exons: 5
Coding region: 1-1170 (389 amino acids)
Biological process (GO): transmembrane transport
Molecular function (GO): transmembrane transporter activity
Source: RefSeq, a predicted model, not a curated record
AUGACCAAUGGACAAAAUGAAGAUGAGUUUGGUGAAUGGCUUACCAGUAAUAAAUUGAUCGCAAUAUCAAUUGCUUUUGGAAUAGCAAAUAUUAUGGUUGCAUUAGACAGCAGCAUAUUAGCUACUGCAUUAACCAACAUAUCAUCCGAAUUCAAAGCAGUCAGUGAUAUCGGAUGGUAUGCCAGCGCCUAUCUUUUAGCACAGACAUCAUGCCAACCCGUGUUUGGGAAGAUAUGUACUUGCUUCGAGGUCAAGACAACGUAUCUUACUAGCCUUCUUGUUUUCUGUACUGGCUCGAUUCUUUGUGCUAUAGCUCCUGUCUCUUCAUGCUUGAUUCUUGGGAGAGCAGUGACUGGGCUUGCUGCGACGGGAAUUCUCACGGGAAGCUUGCCGCAAGGAAUGGCAAUCAUGGUUAGCAUUAGUAGCAUUGUAUCAAGGAUAGGUAGCACUGUCGGUGGUGUUCUUACAGAUUCGGUCCUGACCUGGAGAUUUUCCUUCUGGUUGAAUUUACCGCUCGGACUUGUCUGUAGUCUCGUAGUCUAUUACAUCCUAGAUCGCAAGCCUCACCCUGAUCACCAAUUGCCCAUUUCCACGAAGCUAUUGAAGCUAGAUCCUCUUGGGUUUAUUUUGCUACUUUCAAGUAUGACCUGUCUUUUUGUGGCGGUUGAAUUCGGUGGCAUAUCUGUCUCAUGGUCGAAUUCAAAAGCUUGGGGAUCUGUACUAGGAUUUGGACUUCUUGGGAUAUCUUUCAUCAUUCUUCAAGGAUACCAAAAAGAAAAAGCCGUAAUUAGUCUUCAAACGAUGCGACAGCAAACAGUCGCAAUCUGCUACAUGUUCUCAUUCGCAUACGGACUCGCCAUCACGACCCAUACUUGGUUAUUACCAACCUAUCUUAAAGGUGUAAAGUAUUUCUCGGCUUCUAUAUCCGGGCUUCCAGGAUUAUCGCUCUCCAUACCCAUGACGGUUUUUAAUUUGGUAGCUGGCUUCUUAACAACGCGUUGUGGCCAUUACGUUCCAUUUAUGUGGGCAGGAGCAUUAAUAUAUGUAGCUGGGAGUGCGCUUCUAUAUCUGCUCACAACAGAUAGUGGUAUGGGGGUUUACAUCGGCUAUUCAGUUACCGCGGGAAUAGGAUGCGGAAUGGCAUUUCAAGUUACUUUUAUUGCAAAAUAA